CCCCAUCGAACAGCAAGAGCAGAAAACAGAACACCCGAAGACUCACCAACAGAACUUCGGCACCCAUCUGCUGGCAAACAACUUCGAACUCGGCAACAGUUAGAGUAUCACGAAUCGAUUCAUCGAGCAACAAGAACAGCCCAACCGCGUGCACCAGUCCUACAGUUGACAUACGCAUACCGCAGGAGCAAACCAGAAAGACACACAAACACAACACAACAGACACAAACACAACAGACACAACUCACAGACCAUGGGCCAGGCAAUCUCCAUGGCCGCGGUCUACUGCUGCUGCACUGCCGGAUCCUCGCUGUGCCAGUCCUGCUUCGGAAGCGUGGAGGCCGGAACCACCGGGCGCAAGCGGUCCGUCCUGCUCCUGGCCAUUGUGAUUGCCCUCUCGCUCUGGUUCCAGUACGACGUCGGCCCCUCGAUCGUCCGAGACGAUCGAGACGGCUGGGUCGUGUGGACCCUGAAGUGGAUCCCCGGCCUCGGGGGCCGCGUGAGGAGGGCCUGGAUGGACCCCUGCCUUUCCAGCAGGGACUACGAGCCCUCCGAGGAGGAGCUCGGAGAAUGCGCCGGAAACGCCGGGGUCUACCGGCCGACGGGCCUCGCGACGCUCUACUUUUGCGCCAACGCGGCGGCCACAAAGAUGGUCCCGACCCUCAACCGCGAGGCCUGGCCGGCCAAGUACACCCUCUUUGCCUUCGCGCUCCUGCUGACGGUCUUUGUCCCGAGCGAUCCCCUCUUUUCCUCGGUCUACCUCUGGAUUGCCCGCCUGGGGGCGGCGGUCUUUCUCAUCGUCCAGCAGGUCAUCCUCAUCGACGUGGCCUACAACUGGAACGACGACUGGGUCGAAAAGGCCAACCAAAACGACCGCCUGAGCUUUGGGAGCGGCAGCGGCUGGCUCCACGCGAUCGUCGGAGUCUGCGUGGCCCUCUACGGGGCCUGCCUCUCCUGGAUCGCCCUCCUGUACGCCCACUACACCGGGGACGGCACCGGAAGCUGCGCCGGGAACACCUGGGCGAUCACCCUCACCCUCCUGGGCAUCACCGGCGUGACGGCCCUCCAGCUCUCCUCGGAGGGCGGCUCCCUCCUGACGAGCGGGGUCAUUUCCCUCUACGCGGUCUACCUGUGCUUUUCGAUCGUCAGCCACAACCCGGUGGGCCGGUGCAACCCCCGGCUGGGAGAGAACGACGUCUGGGGCAUCACCAUCGGCCUGGUCCUGACGACCGUCUCGCUGGCCUGGACCGGCUGGUCCUGGUCGGCCGAGCCCCGCCUAAGGAACGCCGAGAGCCUGCAAUCGGCCCGGGCGGUGGACGCCCCUACCGCUUUCUCCCCCUUUGGCGAAGACGGACACGACCACGAAAGCACCACCGGCGGUGGCUCCCUCGACCUCGGGGUCCCCCUGGUCGACGGGGAGGAAGCCGCCACGGCCGGGAGGGUGACGACGGACGGAUCCGCGGGCGCGGCGCGGCGGGAGUCCGCUUCGCUGGCCCACGUCUGGAAGCUCAACGCCGUCCUGGCCCUGGUGGCCUGCUACGUCGCCAUGGUCCUGACGGGCUGGGGGACCAUCUCCUCCGAGGUCGACCCCGUUCGGCACACGGCCGCGAACCCCACCGUCGGAAGGGCCAACAUGGCCAUCCUCGGGGUCUCGCAGUGGCUGGCCCUCCUCCUGUACGCCUGGACGCUGGUGGCCCCCCUCCUGUUCCCGGACCGGGACUUCUCGUAGCUGGCGCGGAACGAAAGGAAACGAAGCGAAACAAGACAAGACAGAAAAAAACAAAACAAACGAAGCGAAACGAAACGAAGCGAAACGAAACGAAACGAAACACACCAUCGGAGGCCCCGCGGUCCGAGCGAAACGACCACGAACAACAGCGAAGAGCAACCGUGUCGCAGCAUUCGGAAGCCAGCCCACGAGGCAAAGAACCGAAGCGAAGCGAACCCGAACAGAAAGAGUUACUGUAACGAAUAUGGAAAUAACGCCCAUCGAACCGCACACUGCGUCGCCAUAAAAUAAACUAUAUUGAACGACUAGCGCUAGCCCCUUCGAGCACCGACCCACUCUAGCGGUACGGUGGUCGGAGUAAGACCUAGUUUUUGGCAGGAUUCAUCUUAACACACAAAUGAGUGUAUUGGUCAUACCGGGCAUUGAGGUUUCUUUGAAAUCAUUAUUAUUUACACCUACCGUAGAAAGCCUAAACAAUUCAGUAGUACCAGUAGUAGUACAACGACUGAGCUCCAUUCAAGAAAUCACCUCCUGCACAAAAAGACUUCCAGAUUGACCUACCAGGGGGCAUAUGAGUCAAUAAAGUCCACCCAUUACC
Messenger RNA from Pseudo-nitzschia multistriata, 2327 nucleotides. The record is from the annotation of a GenBank genome assembly. Lineage: Eukaryota; Bacillariophyta; Bacillariophyceae; Bacillariales; Bacillariaceae.